Notolabrus celidotus (New Zealand spotty) is the source of this 1729-nucleotide messenger RNA. RefSeq names its product NIN1 (RPN12) binding protein 1 homolog (gene nob1). Gene Ontology annotation, cellular component: preribosome, small subunit precursor. The transcript has 10 exons. Gene Ontology annotation, biological process: maturation of SSU-rRNA; ribosomal small subunit biogenesis. The record is from RefSeq and is a predicted model, not a curated record. Gene Ontology annotation, molecular function: RNA endonuclease activity. Bases 59 to 1540 code for a protein of 493 amino acids. NCBI's taxonomy places the organism in Eukaryota, Metazoa, Chordata, Actinopteri, Labriformes, Labridae.
CACGUGACUCUUCGGCGUCUCCUGAUUGGUCGAUCCACAACCUGGCCUCUCAUCCAACAUGGCGCCUACCCUGGUGGAGCAUGUUGUCGCAGACGCAGGAGCGUUUUUAAAGAGAGCACCUCUCCAGGAGAUCGGACAGAAUAUCUACACUCUGAAGGAUGUGGUGGAGGAGAUCAGAGACAAAGCCACCAGGAGGAGUCUGUCCUUUCUGCCCUACCAGCUUAACUUUAUAGAGCCAAACCCGGAUCACAUCAGACUGGUGACCGAGUUCUCCAAGAAGACCGGAGACUACCCGAGUCUGUCGGCCACUGACAUCAAAGUCCUGGCUCUGACCUACCAGCUGGAACUGGAGCAUGUCGGCUCACAACACCUGAAGAAGGAACCUGAAGUCAAGGUGAAUGUUCAGAGCACACGUCGCCACCCAGAGAAUUCCAUCAACGUCGCUGGAUUUCACUUCCCCUCUAAGAAGCCGGUCGACAGUUUGAGCGGCAGACAGACUCCAGCAAAAACCGAGACGUCAAACUCAGCGGGCGGCGAAGAGUUUAACACUUACAACUUCUGGAGAACGCCGCUGAUGUCCUUCGACAGCGAGCUGCUGGAGUUACUGGAUCCUGUCGACGAGCUGAACUCAAAGAACAAACACAAACAGACAGAAACACAAACAGUCAAACAGACGGUGACACAGAAGGACACACAGACGUCUUCUGACAGCGACGAGUUCAACAGCUUCCACUUCUGGAGAGAGCCGCUGCCGACCAUCGACGACAGCCUGCUGGACUUACUGAAAGAUGACAACAUCUCCAAAUCAGGCAGCGGAUCACUGCAGACAGACAAGCCAGGGAACCAAUCAGACGAUGAGGAUAAAGAGAACGAGCCUGCAGAUGAAGAAGAGGAGGAGGAGGAGGAGGAUGAUGGAGGUGGUUGGAUUACUCCCAGUAACAUCCAGCAAGUGAAGACCGACUCCGGUGAUUGGACGGCUCCUGUUGAUGUCAAAGUCGGAUGUUUGACCACCGACUUCGCCAUGCAGAACGUUCUCAUCCAGAUCGGACUUCAUGUCCUCUCCGUGAACGGGAUGCUGAUCAAACAGGCGAGGAACUACAUCCUGAGAUGUCACGCCUGCUUCAAGACGACGAGCAACAUGAACAAAGCGUUCUGUCCUCACUGUGGAAACCAAACCCUGAAGAAGGUGGCGAUGACGGUUAACGAGGACGGCAGCAAGCAGAUGCAUUUCUCCAAAAACCCCAAAGUGCUGAACUCAAGAGGACUGAAGCACGCGCUGCCUCUGCCUCAGGGAGGGAAACACGGGAACAACCCUCACCUGGUGGAGGAUCAGCGUUUCCCCCAGCAGAGACUCUCCCACAAAGCUCGCCAGAAAACCGACGUCUUCAACCCGGACUACAUGGCCGGAGGUUCGCCCUUCUGCGAGAACGACAUCUACAGCCGAGCCGCCAACCUCAACAUCAGAGACGGGCAGUGCGGGGGCGGGCGGAGACGAGCCAACCCCAACGCCACCCACAAGAAGUUUGUCAAAAAGAAGUGAAGAGCUGGAGACGCGUGGUGACGUCACCAGAGGACUUUUGUGACCUUUAAGGAUCAGACUGGAUGUUUAUCAUGUUUGAAUCUGUUUCUCCUUCAAGUACAAAACCAGCAGUUCCCUCAGUCGUCAUGUUGAGACCGAUGUAUUAAUAUAAUGUAACUCCAUUAAACCCUAAUAAAUGUUGAAACUUCA